Ceratosolen solmsi marchali is the source of this 2390-nucleotide messenger RNA. Its product is annotated as solute carrier family 2, facilitated glucose transporter member 3. Bases 255 to 1721 code for a protein of 488 amino acids. The transcript is spliced from 5 exons. Gene Ontology annotation, cellular component: membrane. Gene Ontology annotation, biological process: monosaccharide transmembrane transport. NCBI's taxonomy places the organism in Eukaryota, Metazoa, Arthropoda, Insecta, Hymenoptera, Agaonidae. Gene Ontology annotation, molecular function: hexose transmembrane transporter activity. The record is from RefSeq and is a predicted model, not a curated record.
CCACAAGAGCUCGAGCCGCCUCUACUUGCGUACGCGGCUUCCAGGAGAGACGCAUGUUUCCGUUUCUCCUCUCUCGAUCGCUCGUAUAUUCUAUCUCUCUCCCCUUGUGUCUUUUCUCCUUGUCACUCCCAUUUUUUUGGGCGUGCGCGCAGCUGCUCCCAGCCGCAGUCGCCGACUAAGUAUCAAUCAGCGCACAGCCACCGCCGGCACCCACAGCUUUUUUUUUCGAGGGACUACUUAUCCAAGCUACCAAAAUGGCCAAGAGGAGCGACAAGGAGCAGCCCUCGUUAUCACUCAAGGGGUUUAAUCCUCAUUUAGCUUUUGCAAUUGGUGCAGCAGCAUUGGGAUCUUCUUUUCAACAUGGUUUUAAUACUGGAGUUGUCAAUUCACCAGCAACCGUGAUUCAGCCAUGGAUUGCGGAGUUAAAAAUGAACCGUAGUGACGUCCCAUUGAAUAAAGAGUCGCUGGAAGCUGAUGUUACGGUGACAUGGGCGAUAGCGGUGGCAAUAUUCUGUGUGGGUGGAAUGAUCGGCGGUGCUCUGGUAGGUACUGCGGCCGACCGUUUCGGUCGAAAGGGUAGCCUUCUUCUGAACAAUAUCUUCGUCGUGGCCGCGGUAUUCUUUGAAGCAUUGGCUAAGCCCUUGGCUAGUUACGAGCUGAUAAUCCUUGGGCGUUUCCUUAUUGGCAUCAAUUCAGGCCUUAACGCUGGUCUCUCGCCCAUGUACCUCGCAGAAAUAUCACCUAUGCACCUACGUGGUGCCGUUGGCACGGUUUAUCAGUUGAUCAUCACAAUUUCCAUUUUGGUUGCCCAAGUGCUAGGUAUGAACAAGCUUAUGGGUACUACCGAGCUUUGGCCUUGGCUUUUCUCUCUCACAAUUGUUCCAGCCAUCGUUCAACUAAUCACGCUGCCAUUCUGCCCCGAGAGUCCAAAAUACCUUCUAUUAAGUAAGGGCAGAGACAUGGAUGCUCAACGAGCGCUAACAUGGCUGCGAGGCACCAUUGAAGUUCACGAUGAAAUGGAAGACAUGCGUUCCGAAUAUGAAUCAAUUAAACUUAUUCCUAGAGUCACUUUAACUGAACUAAUAAUGAAUUCGUCUCUUCGUAUUCCACUCUUCAUCUCCAUAAUGAUUAUGUUGGCACAACAAUUAUCUGGUAUCAAUGCAAUUAUGUUUUACUCGACCAAUAUCUUUGAGAUGGCUCAGCUGGAUGCUGAACAAGCUCAAAAUGCUACGAUAGGAGUUGGCGUUGUAAACGUCUUAAUGACAUUUAUCUCCAUGAUCCUUGUUGAAAAAGCUGGACGUAAGACUUUACUGCUGAUUGGUUUCUUCGGCAUGUUUCUUGAUACGAGUCUACUAGCAGUCUGUCUUUUAUUUAAAAGUCACGCUGCAGCAUCGAUAUUGGCUGUCGUACUCGUCGUUCUGUUCAUCGUGCUGUUCGCUACGGGACCAGGCAGCAUACCCUGGUUCCUAGUUUCAGAGCUGUUUAACCAGUCAGCACGACCGACGGCGACGUCCGUUGCUAUUGCUAUCAAUUGGGGUGCCAAUUUUCUUGUGGGUAUAAUGUUUCCGCCGUUAGCCGCAGCCAUAAACUCAAACGUCUUCUUCGUAUUCGCUGUGCUUCAAGGCCUUUUUACCGUGUUUAUCUGGCUAAAGGUACCAGAGACGAAGAAUAAGUCAAUCGAAGAAAUUAGUAGUAUGUUCAGGCAGCAAUCCUACCAAUGAAUGACCUCGGCGCGGGAAUUUUGUUUUCUGCAUUUCCUUAACUCGAUAACAAAAGGGGCGACCGAUCUUUCAUUUUUAAACUUCUCUCCUACGGUAUAUGCUUUUUUUUAAUUUUUUUUUUUUUUUUUUUUUUUGAGUAUCGAGAGCCAAGGAAAACGAACAAUUAUUGAAAAACCAAGAGAUAAAUAAACGAGACAACAGCUAUACAACUUAGUUCCUAUGUGUUUUAAACACCGCGUCCGAGAAAGCAAAAGUAAAUUGAGGCUGUUACUGAUACACGACACCCAUUAAAGUCACGAAGAAAUUUCGGUUAUCUGAUAAUGUGAAUAAUUAUGAACAACUAAAUAUACAUAUUAAAUACACACACGAACAUCCGCGUAAAUACAUAUGCAGAUACACACACGUAUAUAUAUAUAUAUAUAUAUAUAUAUAUAUAUAAUACGAGCGUAAAGAUCAAGUAAGUUUGGUCGAAAUUAUCUUUCGCUAGGUAUAACGAUACGUGUUGAUACGUAUUGACGCGUCGUUUUAGGGGGUUUUGACUCUAGUCAUGAACAAAUAUAGUAGAAAAAUGAGUAAUGUAUGUACAUGAUGAAAAAUGAAAUAGUUGCGCUUUUUUCCAGUUUUAUACUUAUUCAAUUAUGUACUUUUUUUACUAAAAACAAAACAAAA